Molecule: messenger RNA, 16943 nt
Organism: Fopius arisanus
Lineage: Eukaryota; Metazoa; Arthropoda; Insecta; Hymenoptera; Braconidae
Product: microtubule-associated protein futsch
Exons: 7
Coding region: 442-14367 (4641 amino acids)
Biological process (GO): regulation of microtubule depolymerization; axonogenesis; dendrite development
Cellular component (GO): synapse; neuronal cell body; dendrite
Molecular function (GO): microtubule binding; actin binding
Source: RefSeq, a predicted model, not a curated record
GUGAGCUGCUGCCAAGGCUUCUUUUCUUUCGACAGUCGAGCUGUGCUAUACAUUAAAAAAAAAUUCACUGAAUCUCAUAUUAUCCGUACCAACAAUCUUCCGUCAUUUUUCCACGAGCUCGAUUCAACCGUUUGCUCGUGACAAGCUAGAUUCGUACGCCCCAUUUUUUUUUAUUUUAGUCUAUUUCAAGGAUUUUAUUCCCAAUUCGGUCUGGUGCAUCAAUCUCGUCAAUCCAUCUACCAGUGAAGAUUCUGCAGGACUUGCAACGUACGGGGGAGACGGAUAGUGACGGAUUUCUUUUAUAAUUAGUAUUUAGUAGUUUUUUAUAUUGACUGUUGAUUUUUCCUCACUGCUUCGCUUCGAUUGAAGAUAUUGGAACAUUUUUUUUCCUCGACGCGCGUUGGGUACUAUUUACUCUGAAGAUAUACCAAUUUUUUUGGUAUGAGUACAAUGGAGCCUCCAAAGAGUGAUGGUGAACCGGAAAAAGCGGCUAUACCAACACCAGGAGUUGGUACUCCAGCAGCAGGCUCACAGCAUCCACCGCCGUCACCCUUAAGCGGAUGUUAUCUACUUGUAGUUCUUCCUGAACCUCAUAAUGCACAACACAAAGAUCUCAUAAUCAAUCGAAUUGCCAAAGGGUUUUUGUCGUGGGACAAAGACAACUGUCACGUCGAUUUGGAAAAGGAGCUUCAAGCUUUGGUUGCUCAGGCACCCGAGGGUGAAGAAGCAAGAAAUGGUGAACGAUUGAUUCAAUACGCAACUGAGAAUCUAGUGACAGAAAUUUUAAUUCAUCCCCAGUCAAAUACAUUACUUCAAUGCAUUCGAAAUUUACUCGCUAGUUUCACGAAGCAUCGGCACAUUAUUCACGCCGGUUAUACGUUCAGUGAGAAUGGUUCCUGGAUACUGCAGGAUGGAACCUUCAGCCUCGCUGACUUUUUGGACGCAUUUAACGAGCACGAUGUGCAGAGAGUGCUUCGGGCUUAUGAAAAUAGCGUAACUGUGGAUAUUAAUUGCGCAGCCAUUGGCGAAUGGUCUGUGCAGCGUCUAUCCAAAGAACCCUGUACUAGGUCCUGCAGAGUUCGGCUUAAUCCCGAUGACGUGUUAACAGCGGGUGUACCUGCAAUAACAAGUUUCACAAAUUACAUCAGCCAGUACCUAGUACCACAAGCGCUGGACCAACUGAUGCAACCAUCUGAUGUCGUUGGUAAUAUUCGAUUCAGCCAUCCAACAUUGUACGUCUUCCCUGGUGGUCAGGGUGAUGCAGCUCUUUUCGGAAUAAAUGGCUUCAAUAUGCUCGUCGAUGGUGGCUUCGCCAGAAAAUCUUGCUUCUGGGAUUUCACAAGACACUUGGAUCGUCUUGAUGCUGUCUUAUUAACACGCAUGAAUAAUAGCAACGUUGGGGGUAUGUCUAGUGUGCUCUGUAAAAAACGGGAGAUGCAGGUUUAUCCCCAUAUUGGACACUUCUUUUGCAAUCUCGUCGAGCGAAAGCACUCGAAUUCACCCGAUGGGGAUAAAGAUCUCGAUCCAUUGAUUCUCAGUUUAACUGAAUUGGGACAAGAGAUGAUGCUCAAUCUCAAGCAUAUAAAUCUCAGGCCACAUCCGUGCUACAGAGAGCCCGAGCCAAUAAAUCUUUAUCAGAAAGUUGGCCAUGGUACACUGGACAUGUAUGUUUUGAGUCCAAGCAAGGACAGCCGCGAGGUACGCGAAUUUUUGUCAAAGUGGAAUGCGGGCGAUUGGAAAUUAUUCGCUGGUUCCCAUAAGAAAGACUCGAACAACUUGACAUUUCCCAUUCAAAAUCUCGUAUCAAUAUGUGCAUUAUUAGUAUGGCAGCCUGCCAAUCCCGAGGACACGAUAACGAGAAUACUAUUUCCAGGUAGUACACCUCAGCACAAAAUAUUUGAAGGCAUUGAACGCCUCAGGCAUCUUGAAUUUCUCAAGCACCCGAGGUGCACGGCAAAGAGCAUAUCACCCUCGGCUUCGUUAGUUGCACUCAAGGAUAAACCGAUGAAAAUUCAGAAGAUGAAUCUUAUGGAUAGGGAGACUAAACGUGCUAUAGAGGUGCGAAAAGCUAAGCGUGAAGAUGAGACUAAACAGAAAAUCGAACUGACUCAACCAGAAAAGGGCGAGGAGAAACCCAAACCUAUUCCGAAAAAGAAGGAAAUUGUUGAAAAUAAGAAAAUUGAUAGUGAUAUCAAGGAAAAUGGUGUUAAAGACGUUAAGAAAAUCGAUAAGGAAUUGAAGGAUAUUAAGGAUGCAAAGAAAAUGAUCAAGGAUGAUGUUAAAAAGACUGAAGUGAUAAAAAAUAAACCGGAAACUGAGAAAACUGCGGUAAUCAAAGAGAUGAAACCGAAACCCGAGCGUAAAGAAAAGAAAAUAACCAAAGAACCGAUCCAAAAAAUUUCUCUUCCAAAAGCGAAAGCCGAGGCGGCCCCUGAGAAGAAGACCAAAGCACCGACACCAAAGAAAAUUGUCAAUGGAGUUUCACCUAAACCUGAGGACAAGGUGAAAGCAGCACCAGCAAAGUCUGCACCAAAAACCGCAGCCAAAGUUCUACCAGCGGCUGCACCCAAGAGUGCUAAAGAUGCUAAUAAUCGAAAAGUAGUUGAGCAGAAAAAUAUAGAGAGGAUGAGCAUGUCCAAGGCAGCAGCUAAACCUAAAGCUACUCCACCCACGGAGAAAAAACCUGUGCCAAGGCGACCAAAACCCAGUGGAAGUCCCAGUAAAGCUAAAUUCGUUGCUGGUAGUCCAAUAAAAUCAGCAAAGAGCACCCCAACUGCCUCAGUAAAGUCCGAUAAAGAUGGAGUCAUGAGGAAAAUAAAGACUGAAAAGGGCACAGCGGAUUCAUCAACUGUAUCAACACCAUCAGCAAUUGAAAUUGAUUCAAUGACUAAAUUUACGGACAAAUGUUUGACGGAGAAGUCAGAGGACAUGUCACUUGAUUCAAUUGAGUCGAAGGUUCUGGCUGAUCUUAAAGAGGAACGCCAGGUUGUCGAGGAGAUUGAGGCAGUACUGCAAAAAGCGGAAAGAAUUGAAGUAGCGAGAAAGGAGAGCAGGAUUGACGGUGAGGAUGAAGUAACUGGGGAUGCCACCGAUAAAAAAGAUAUUACUGAGGACAUGACUGAAGACGAUGUCACUGCUGACAUUGAUGAAGUACCACGAAAAACUCCGACUAGGAAAGCCAGUCAGGAGCAAUUAACCGAGGAAGAGGAUGAAUAUCUUAUUAUCGAAAAAGAGGAAGGUGACACUGAGGACUCUGUGCACAGCGGGGAAGCUGAGCAUAAGCAUUUCUUGGAUGCAGCCCAAUCGGAAAAGGAAAAAAUCCUAAAAGAUGAGGAGUACGAGGAAAAAGAGGUCGUUGAUGAGGAAGAAUUGGAACCCGAGGAAAUAGAGGAGGAGGACGAGGAAGAGAUCGAUGAAGAGGAGGACGAAGGCGAGGAGAAAGAAAUGGCGGUGGAGAAGGGGAUCAUGGAGGAGCGCGAGAAAAGUGAUGAUGCAUCUGAAAAGAAACCUCAUCCAGAAGUAGAAAAGACUCCGGAGAAAGCAACCACACCUCUCGCUGAGUACAAAGAGCAGCCUGAAGAUGAAAUGAAAGGGAUAAUCACAUCGGCAACUGAAAUACUCCAGAAAACAGAGGAGAAAGACGAUUCAGGGAAAAAAGAUAGUGAGGAUAUAACAAAAGAGCCAUCGAGUUUGAGUCCUGAGAAAUUGGAUUCUUCUGAAAAGAAAACAGAUACUGACGUUAAGCCAGAAGUGGAAAAAACUAAAGAGAAAAUGGAAGAAUCACAGGAACGUAUAUCCACUAUAGAGUCAGGUGCAACUACCACCGCACCAACUUUGCCUGAGGACGAACGAAUUCCUGUGGAUGCGGCGAAGCCAUCGGUACCCGAAAAAACGGUUGACGAUAAAAAAGUGGAAGUGCCGCAAAAACCCAAGGAUAUAACACCAUUAGCCGCUGAACCCAGUGAGGUGAAAGCUGAGGUGCGAACAUUUAAUAUUCGUCAAGGUCCUCAAGCACUCCAAAGAGACAUCGUUAAAACUCCCGAUGAGGUAGCCGAUCUGCCUGUGCAUGAAGAAGUUGACCCGAAACUCUACAAAAUGGAAGAUUUUGAGAAAUCUAAAGAUGAAAAAGCUCAAGCACCAAUUAGUGCUCCUCAGGAACUGAAAGAAUCACCGAGUAAAGAGCAAAAGGGUGUUUUCAGUUUCUUUGGUAAAGUUGCGGAUAAAUUUGAGAAGGGAAUGGACAAAUUGACGGGAAAGGGUAGAAGGGAUUCGGAAAAAGAUAUCGAUGAGAAAUCUUCAUCUAAAUCAACUUCUCCUAAAGGUGAUCUAUGCCUCGAUGCUGCUCCUACCGUUGUUUCCGAAGUUCAACUCCCUAAAGUUGUGGAGAAAGAGAGAGAGAGAGAGAAAGAAACAGAAAAAGAAAAAGAUUCGGUAGAACCACCAGAGACUGUACUCUCAACGCCGGCUCCUCAACCAUCGCAACCAGAGGACAAAACCAAAAAAAUUCCGGCUGAUAGCUUACAUAAAUCAAUUGAAGCUCUUGACGAUUUGGAAGAUGCCGAUGGUGUUGAGGCCCUUCUCGAGGAAGCCUCAAAGAAAUUUAAAACGGUGAAAGAUAGCCUCCGCGAUUCCCUGGAAUCGCUGGAAGAAAAAAUCGUUGAGGAAGAAUUCAAACGAGCUGCGGAACUCGCAGUAUCCACCAAAGAUGAAGUAAAAGAUACUCUUGAAGAAGUUGUGGAGAAAUUAGAGGAGAUUCAACCGCAGAUGCAUGGAGUUGUGGUGGACGAAAAAGAACCUGAGAAAGUGCACUUCGUUGUACCUGCAGAUGAUGAAGAUGAAGAUGAGGAAGGAGAUGGCACUGAUUUAGUGAGAGAUGUCAAAGAGGCUGUACGUGAAGUAGGUGAAGUACUCGCAGGUACUGCCGGUAUUUUACUUGAUGAAAAACCGAAAGAUGUCAUCGAAAUUGUUAAGAAAGUCGCAGAAGUGUUGAAAGAAGAUGACUUCUUGUCCGAAAAAGCCCUCUUCGAGUCACCUGCUAAAAGCCCUACUCAGAAAGAUGAAAUCGAAGAAGUGGUUGAGAAAAAAACGUCUUCAAUGUUGGAAUGCAAGGAGGAACCGUGCAUUAAAAAAACCGUUGAAGUAGAGCCUGUCGAAGAUUCUGAAAAGCAAGUUGCAGACAAGUCCGAUGCAAAAGCUAUUUGCCAAGAUUUGAUGAAGGAUGAAGUUUCUGUGCAGCGGAGAAAACGUAGUCUCACAGAACAAGAGGGCAUCGACGUUAUGGAAGCGGGUGUUGAAGAAGUUUGCCAAAAGAUUGAAGUGCCUGAACGCCAAGAAAAACAUGAGCCUCCAGAAAUUGACAGCAAAGAAGACAGGCGCGAUUCAGUGGAAAUUGAACCAGCCCAAAUUUCACUUGAACAUAAAAUAGCUCCGACUACUGCCGAGUACGUUAUUGUGACACCUGAUUCACUUCCAGCAUCGCCAAAAUUCCCCAGUGAGAAGCUCCAAACUCACUUAGAAAAAGAAAUUAUUGCUUCGAAUCUCCCAAGACCUGGACUUCCUAAAGAAGUUCAAGACAUUAUCGAGUCUGCCAAGACUCUUGAUGAAGUCAUUGGGCAGUUGGUCUUUGCCAAGAAUGAGAAAAUAACAAUUGAAAUAAUUGAAUACAUAAUUUUAAUUAGGCGUGUACCUAGAGAACAAAUUAUGCACGUUAUCCAGGAGAUAAUCACUAAGAAAAAAGUGCCGCAGAAUACUGUCGUGGCUGAUGUUAAAAUUUUACAGCCUGAAGAACAACCGGAAGUAGAAAUAAAGACCAAAAUCAGCGGGGUCGAUGAGAAGGAGAAAGAUACCGAUACGAAGGCCGAAACUCCAGCGGACGACUCAAUGAUUACGGAUCAACAGAGAUCAGAAAUCGAGUCAGAAAUAUUGAACGAAUACUUGACGAAAAAUAAAAAGAUAACAAAAAACAUUAUUGAGGAAAUUCAUGUUAAACGACGAGUUCCUAUAUACGUUAUUAUUGAGAUUAUAGAAUAUAUAAUUAUUCAGAAAAAAUUGCAGAGGCAAUCACUUCUGGAUGUUGAUGAUGCAACAUGGGAAAAAUUGAAAUUGGAUUAUGCAGGCGACGGAGAAGAGGAAGGAAAGUCUGUAGAGGAAGAUCAACAUCUUGAAGAUUUUAUAAUCGUUCCGUCAGCAGGAGAAGUUGAGAAUCUUCAUCGCAUAGAGUGCGAAAUUCUCGACAAUUAUAUUGGCAAAGGAAAAAAAAUCACACGGACAAUUGUGGAAGAAAUACAUGUAACGUGGAAAAUUCCUAUUUACGUGGUGCUUGAAGUAAUUGAAAAAAUCAUUAUUACAAAGAAACUCCAGAAAAAUUCAGUGGUCGAAAUUCCAGAGGGAGUUUGGAAUGAGAUGGUGUCUGAUGCCUUGAACGAGGAAAAACUCGCUUCAGAGAAGGCUCAUGACGGUUUCGAAGCUGUCGAACAAGAGUAUAAAUUUUCGGAAGAGAAAGAGAAAAUUGAAACAGCUGGAGUGGAACGAGGAGAAGUUUUGGAGGAAGACACCAGUGAUGUUAUGGAAGCUGACGAGAAACUCAUCGACAAAUCAUCAAUAGAGAAACCCCGACUGUCUAUCACUGAUAAAAUAAAAACCGACACCGAUGGAAAGAAAUCGCCAGUCGAAAUAAAAAAAGCAGAGACUAUUGUAUCACAUGAGGAACCAGAAGUGUCUGCAGUGGAGUCCGAAGUGGAUGACGAAUCAUCAUCAGUUCGUCGGAUGAUUGUUACAGCAACUAGUGAGGAUGGCGGUGAUGAAACCGUUAUCUGUCCAACCGGAAGCAUUACCUUUGGCAAAUCGAUUACUCCAGACGAUUCACUCAAGGGUUCUCCAAUAAAAACUGAACAUGACAAAGAUUCUCUGCAUUCACAUGAGAGCACUCCUGAAAAAGAUAGCAUUUCGGCGAAGGACAGUUUGGAUAAAUCUCCCACGAGUGUGCGCGAUUCUCAGACUUUGGACGACAGUAUCGAAAGAUCUAAAACCGAGGAAAAAAAGAUUCCAGAAAUUCCUGCUCCCGCUGUCGAGGAAAAAACCAUGAAAGAUCUGCAUCUCGAUCAAAUUGAUAAACAGCCAUCAGAUUAUGACAAAACUGAAGACGCCUCACCAGCAGAGAGUGUUUUUGCUGAAUCUCCUCUGAAGGAACCAAUGAAAAGGGAUAUGGUUGAUGCCAAACCCAUCCCAGAUGCAAAACCAUUAGAACAAGUGCCCCCACAGGAAGAAAAAGUCGACGUCUCUGUAGAGAAAGAGCCGACGCUGAUGAAAGAAACAAUGGAGAAGGAAAAAAUUGAUGUGGUUCUCGAUAAGUCACGAUCUUCCAGUAUUGGAUCUCUAACUCAGGAGGAGGUAACGCCUACCGCAAUAAAAACCUCAAGGAGAGACAGUACUAUAAGUCAGGAACCAAUUAUUAAACCUGAUGGAAAAGAUAGUGCUCAUGAUGAAUCAAUUGCAACGCCAAUUACAGCACCGAGUGCAGAUCAUCCAGAUGCAACGAUUAGGAAAGAAAGUGUAACUGCUGUGGAAAAGGAUAAAAUUGUAACAGACGUGAAAGCUGAGGCUGAUGAAACGAAGAUAAGUUCAACAAUUGUCCCAAGUGAUAAAGCUGUUGAUCUAAAAACUCUGGAUAAAAAAAUGGAGCGAAAAUCCCCCAGUCCCAGUCCAGACACUGAAAAAUCUUCUGUAUCUCCCGAUGUUGCAGCAACUGGGAAAGAUGAAGAAAAAGUGAAGGAAUCAGACGCAAGCCCUGAUAUUUCACUCGCUCCAAAAGAACAGACAAAAGAGGAGGAACCGGAAGAAAGUGCGGUAGAAAUCGAUGAGAAAUCUUCUACCAUACCACCAAUUUCUCCAGUUGCUUCAUUAUCUCCAAAAGAGAGUUUGAUUGAAGAAAAAGAAAAAUCGGAAGAGAAAUUAUCGGAAAGCGUGGAAGAGAAAGUGACUUCACCCCUGCGAAGAGCAAGCGUUGCCUCAUUAAAGGAUGAUGAAGUGAAAAAAUCGUCUGCCCCUGAAACUUUGGACGAUCACGAAUCAGGGGAGAAAGAGAAGAAUAUCGAUGGAAUCGCCGAUAGCAGGAAAUCACCGACGCCUCCGAAAGAAAUUUCGCCAAUCAAGAAAGGAAUUUUGAGUGAAGAAAAAGAUUCACUGGAUGGUACUAUUGGAACAACGAUUGGGGUUCCCACCAUUACCGAUAAAUUAUCGAUAACUUCUAAAGACAAUUUAUCACUUGAUACAACAAAACCCCCACCGAUUAUGGAUAAUGGCAAACAUGGCGAGAUUAAAACAGAUACUGAAUCUGAUCAUAAAAAAUCGCCGAGUCCAAGUCCCACAGAAAUAAAGUCUGCGCAAUCAUCCAGAGAGACAUCUCCAAUUCGUAAACAGAGUUUACUCACUGAAGGUGUAGAUGUUAAAGCUGAUAUUGUUGCAGACGACAGAAAAUCACCAGCUUCGAGCAUUGGAGAUGUCAGAUCGACGAAAUCAUCCAGGGAAGUCUCCCCAAUUAGAACGGAGAAGCUUAUCGUGGAGUCUGAUAUGAAAAUUGAUGAGGAUGACAAGAAAUCUCCAACACCGAGAGUAACUGAUGCAAAGUCUUCGCGGGAUAUUUCGCCGGUGAGAAAGGAAAGUUUAAUUGCUGACAAACUUGAUGAGAAGGUGUCACCCAGUGUAACUUCAACCUCUCCAAUCAGAAGAGGAAGCAUUAGUCAUGAUGGAAAAGAGUCUCUUGAAGUAGCUGAAAAGUUUGAUGAGAAAACAGCCCCAAGUCCAGCGGGCUCCAUUUCUCCAAUUCAUAGAUCAAGUUUAACUGUCGAAGAGAAAGCAUUACCGAGUGCCCCUCUAGCAGAGCAUGAAGAAAAAAUGAUUGAUUCUCAAAAAUCGCCGACAUCUCCCGGCGGUGCUUCACCAAUUAAAAACCAGAUUGUUGGAAAAUUGGAAGAAUUGAGUGUAGAGCCAGGAGUCGGUGAAACAUCUCCUGUGAAGAGUAUCAAAUCUCCAGCAUCUCCACGAGAUAAAUCCCCAUCAGAAAAAGAAACUAUUGUUCCUGAAGAAAAAGUAUCAGCGAGUCCAAGAUUAUCAAUUGAUUUAAAAUCUGAUAAAAAAAUUGGCGACGGCAAAUCGCCUAGUCCUAUUGCUCCAAGUAUUAAAUCUUCAACAUCUUCAGGUGAUACUUCACCUAUUCGAAAAGAGAGCCUAGGGUCCGACAAGAAAUUGCCCACGAGUGAUUUGGAAAAAGAAGGAAUUGACUCAAAAUCUGGAGACACAAAAGACGAGAAGAAAACACCGAGCCCAACCAUUGGAAGCCGCAAGUCUUCAAUCACUCCUCAAGAUACUUCAUCAAUAUCACCGCGAAGAGCAUCUGUCGAUAUAAAAGAUGAUGCCGACGCGAUUUUGAUACCCGAUGAGAAAAUUGCUAUCGGCGGGACUUCCAGAUUGUCAGUUGACUUGGAACCCGAAGACGUUGCAAUUGACAAAAAAUCUCCCAGCCCAAUUGCUGAAGGCGUGUCGUCAAUUUCUCCACGAGAGACUUCACCAACUCGAAAAGAAAGUCUUGCUCUCAGUGAAAAAAUAUCUGCAAGCCCCAGAGUAUCAAUUGACAUUAAACCUGAAGUGGGUCUUGAUGGAAAAUCUGUAAGUCCUGUCAUAGGAAGCCCUAAAUUAGCGUCCCCUCGUGAUACCUCUCCAAGCAGGGAAGUUCACACAUUAGAGGAAGAAAGAAUGUCUCCGACUUCAACUCCAGUGGUGGCAGCUGAUUCAAAACUUGAUGAAAGUCAUGAAAAAGCCCCUAGUCCAGAUGAGAAAGCCGUGGUUGGUGAUACUCCACGGGCAUCCAUUGAUAUUAAACAACACCAGGAAACUAUUGAUAAGAAGACCCCUAGCCCCGAUGAAAAAGUCACCGUCAGUGAAACUCCCAGAGAAUCUGUCGAUAUCAAAUUGGAAAAAGAGAUUAUCGAAAAAACGCAGCGUAGUCCAGAAAAAGUCUGCGUCAGUGAAACUCCAAGAGCAUCCAUCGAUAAAACUCUAUCUAGUCCAGAUGAAAAAAUCUCAGUCACCCAGAGCGCACCUAUCGAUAUAAAACAAGAAGAGAAACCUAUUGACAAAGAGUCAUCUAGUCUGGAUGACAAGGUCGCGUUUAGUGGUACUUCAAGUGGAACUCUUGACGUCAAACACGAAGAGGGGACUAGCGAUAAAAAAACAUCUAGUCCAAAUGAAAAAGUAUCGAUCAGCACGCCAAGGGCAUCCGUUGAUAUCAAACACGACGAGGAUGACGAUCACAAAAUCUCAAUCACUGGAAUUUCAGCGCCAUCAAUUGAAACGAAACAGCCUGAGUUUACUGAUAAGAAGGUACCCAGCCCUGAUGGAGUCGCGAGCGAAGCUCCAAGAGCAUCAAUUGAUAUCAAAUUGGAGGAGAAGAUUACCGAAGAACCUAAACUAGAGGACAAAGUCUCAGUUACCACCCCAAUUGCACCCAUGGAUAUUAAACAAGAGAAAAAAGAAGAGAAAAUUAUUGAUAAAGAGUCAGCCAGUGCAGAUGACGAAGCCCUAGUCAGUGAGCAGACAGCAUCUGUCGAUAUCAAAAUAGGUGGGGAGAUUGCCGAAAGGGAGUCACUCAGUCUACAUGACAAGGUCUCAAUUAGUGGUACUUCAUCUAUUGAUAUCAAACAAGAAGAAGAACCAGACGAUAAAAAAACUCCUAGUCCAGAUGAGAAAGUCGAGAUGAAUAGUACGGCAAGGUCAUCCAUUGAUAUCAAAUCUGACGAGACUGACAUGAAGGAGACUGUUUCCGAUGGCAAAAUCUCGGUCAGUGAAACUAUAACGGUCUCUGCCGAUACAAAACAUUCCGAGAUAACUGAGAAGAGGACACCAAGUCCAGAUGAGAAAAUUUUGACCAGUGGUACUCCGAGAGCAUCUGUCGAUAUAAAAUCAGCUGAGGAAAUUACUGUAUCCACUAUUUCUCCCGCAGCUCUCUCACCAGUCAAAAGUAUAUCGAAAAUAACGGAUGAUAAAGGUGACGAGAAACAUGAAAAAUCAGCAGUCAAUGAAAUUAUCACCGAAAAAACAAUCAUACAAGAAAUUACAAUGAAAUUAACAGAUGGUUUAGGAAAUGAUAAAAUUAACGGCAAAGAAUCUCUGAGUCCUAGUAUCGUUGAUUCGAAAUCUGCAACGUCUUCACGUGGCGUGUCUCCAGACAGAAAAGAAAGUUUAAAAGACGUGAAAUCAUUGGCUUCAUCUCGUGAUGCCUCUCCAAUUCGAAAGGAAACUGUAAUUUCGGAAGUGGCUGGAAAAUCUCCAGAAUCCGCUUCAAUUGUAUCACCACCUAAAAAGGAAAGUCCAGCUCCAGAAGUUGAGGAUACGACCGUAAUCCUUGAGAGUUCUACGAAGACAACAGAAGAAUCACGCGAUGUUGAAUUAAUCGAGAAAUCUCCGGAGUCAUCCCAAGUGAUUUCUCCGAUCAGAAAAACAAGUUUAACCCUCGAGUCAGAGGGAAAAACUGUGGUAUCCCCAGAGGUCAUAUCGCAAAAGAAAGGUGAUAUCAAAAUGGAUACACAGCUGUCACCCCAAAAAUCUCCAGAACCACUGAUGAAAGACGCCAUUGAAAAGGAUAUGGGUAUACGAUCACGAUCGUCUAGCAUGGCUUCCGAAAAAUCAACGGUCGAACCAACAAAAGAUGAGAAAGUCCCAACAAAAGAAUUAUUACAUCAAUUAGACUCACCAGUUCCUGUCGAUAAAUCUCCAGCUCGAUCACCAACCCAUUCACCUGCUCAAAAACCAACAACCGCUGAUAAACACGAGGAAGUGGAAUUUCCAGAGGCUCCAUCACGGGACCGAUCUCGAUCACACAGUCUCUUCGACGCUGGAGAAAAAACUCCUCUAGGCAGAUCAAGAGCAGCUAGUCUUUUUGAGGAUAAAGAAGAUAUUGUAAAAGCUGUCUCGCGAAAAUCCUCAGGAUUAUCCGAAUUCCAUGAAGAUCACUUUCAGCGAGAGGAAGCUGAAGAUGAUAUAGAAAUAUCAGAGGCUAAACGUAUUAACAUUGAGCGAUACAUCAUAAGCCAGUACGUAUCCAGAAAGCAAAAGAUAACUGAGGCAGCACUGGAAGAGAUAGUAGCACUGUUUGAAGUGCCAAAUUAUAUCGUCAUUGAGAAAAUUUACGAAAUCUGUGAAAAAAUGAAAAUUCCAAAGGAAUCGAUAAUUGACGAUGUGAAUGUCUUUGAAAAGACACAGUUGCAGGUCUCAAAGGGAUUACCAGAGGCUAAUAUGCUCUUGCAGAUACCUCUGACUACCAAAACCAAGAUGGAAGACUAUAUAACACAAGAGUACAUUGUAAAGAAGAAACGAAUUACUCCGAAGAUUCUUCAUGAAAUUUCGCUGUUGAAGGGAUUAGACGAAGAGACCAUCUUGCUUAUAAUUGAGUUGAUCAUCAUUGAAAGAGAAAUACCGAGGGAAAGCCUCAUUGAAGAUGAUACUUUUGUAGGACAUUCAAGUCGAAAAAGUCCAGCUAUAAAGGAAGGAGACGAGAUUCAUCAAUUUGAGGGCUAUAAAGGAUACGCUGGAACAGGAGGUGGUAUUACUCAAUACAAAGAGGAACACAAGUCUGGAAAAUCCUCUCCAGAGCGAAGAUCCUCAGGGUAUUCUACUCCUGAAGUUCGACAUUACGAUGACAAAUAUGAAAGCCAAUUCCAUAAGGCUUUUGUUGGAGGCAUGACGGAAAUUCGCACUACUCACAUAACAACCUUAUCCGGUAAAUCAACUCCUGAUGUUGGCACAAGGAUCGACACCCCAGAUUCUCUUCAAGAUACCGUUGGAUCCUCUGAUAAAAUGAGCCAUGAAAAUAUGGAGGGCGAACCUGUUGUUAUUAAACGUACAAUUAGAACGGAAGUACCAGAGUAUGAAACUGUCAUCACAAAAACUGUAGUUAAACGAGAGAUAAUAGAGGAAGACGACGAUGGGACACCCGACGAUAAAUCUAAUAUAGCUGGUGGAUUUGAUGAGAAAGGCGUGAUGAAAGUUGAUCUCAGCAAGAGUUUAAUCUCCUCGUCUUCGGGGAGAUCAACACCUGACAGGAUUAGGGAUUUGUCGGAGGGUAGAUCUAGCACAGCUACACCAGACAGCCUUCGCUCGCAUGAAGUUAUAAAGACGACUAUAACGAAAACUCGAACAUUGUCCGAUGAGGGUGAGAUUAUCACAACAACGAAGGAAGUAACUGAGACGACUAAUGAACAUGGUGAAACAGUGGUAGUUGAGGAGAAAGUUGAUGUCAAAACAACUCCAGCAGAACCAGGGAUUGAUACUACUCAUCAUCGGCUUGAACAACGACCUCAUGAGGACUCAGAGGAGGACUCACCCCUCUCUGCAACAUCCCAAGUUUAUCAUUACAAUGAAGCUGACCAAAAACAUGUAGAAUUUUCAACAGCUGACAUGAGCAGUAGUUUCUACGGACAAUUACCGGAUAUCCCACCACCCCGUCACUCCACUGAAACUGUAGGAGAUGACAAGGAUUUUUCAUUCAAGAAAUUUUCACUGGAGAAACAGGUCGUUGGAGGAGCUGACGAGCACAUGACCACUUCACGACAAUUCUCCGAUGUUGCUGAUUACGACGUUGAUAAAGUACUUAGAGAACACGAGAAAGACCAGGAGGGAGAUGACGAGGACGAGGCCAAGGAUCCGAUCGGAGGCUGGGGUACUCCAUUAAAACUACCUUCUCCCGAACGACCCGAUAAAUUCAAUCUUCGAUCAGUUCCAAUUGUUCGUUCAUCGGUGGACAUGUCACCAGACUCUCUCAAUUUUGAUGUCAUCAAUGACUGGGGUGAACCACUCAGACUACCAUCCCCUGCUCCAACUGCUGAUGAGGUAUCUAAUAAAGCUAUGCCCCCUACUCCGAAGAAGGAACGCAGACAACCGAAAAAAAUCGUUGCUGAAAAUAUGAAGAAUAAGAAGCGCUCUGAUAGUCCCGCCAACAAGGAGAAGAAAAAAGAAUCGAAGAAGGUCCAGCCGGUUUAUCUGGACUUGACCUAUGUUCCACAUCAUGGCAACUCUUAUUACGCAAGCUUGGAAUUUUUCAAACGUGUACGGGCUAGGUACUAUGUUUUCAGUGGAACUGAGCCUAGUAGAGAAGUCUAUGAUGCACUGCUAGAUGCCAAGAAGACUUGGGAGAAUAAGAAUCUCGAAGUGACAAUGAUUCCUACAUACGAUACUGACACUCUCGGUUACUGGGUAGCUGAUAAUGAGGAAGCUCUUGCAGCUAAUCAUAUUGAUCUGUCACCAUCAGCAUCGCGUUGCACAAUUAAUCUACAAGAUCACGAGACAAGCUGUAGCGCUUAUCGAUUAGAGUUCUAGGACAUGUCAGCAUGCUCAGCUCUACUGGUCGAAUUCUGAGCGAAAUAACCAUCACCGUCAGACUCUUAAUAUCCUUGAUAAAUGAGAAUUAAUAGAACGAAGGAAAAAAUAUUUCUCAUUCGGCAUGAACUAAUUGUUCACAAUGAUCUAAUUUUCAUAAAAGAAAAUGAUCUAUUAUCUUGCAACAAUUACUUUUUUUUCUCGACAUAUUAUUAAAUUCAGAGCAGCACAAAAUAAUUGAAUGAAAUCGAUAAUCUACAGGCAGAGUAAUAAAUGAAUAAUUAUGCCAUCAUUGAAGUUAGAUUGGAGGAGAAUGAAUUAUGCAAGUGGGCCUUAAGUACUUCCAGUCGUGAUUCUCGAUAAUCUAACAUCCGCCAGUCAUUAAACCGAAAUUCUUUCGUUGAAAUUAGUAUGAAAAAUCUCGACUGUGAAACAAGUGAAUAAUAUUGUGAUAAAUUUCAGCAGGAGAUUGUGACAUUUAAUAGGAAAAACCAAGUAACAUGCUAUAUGCUUUAUCAUUUGCGAUACGAUGGGAUUGAAUCUCUCUGUGCACCUAUUGCUUUAACUCCGUAAGAUUUAUCUUUUAUUUAUCCCUGAUGAUUCAACAGUUAGUAUCGACAGACUGUAUUAUGUUAAAUUCAUGUGGAUGGAUGAAAUUCUGCAGUCGAAUGAGACAAAGGACAAUUCAAUGCAAUGGGCACUGUGUGAGUGCCUUUAUUUCAUUGGAUUGCACCAUCAAAAAUUGACAUUUUUCUAGUCACCAAAUUAAUUUGCAGCUAAUUAAAUCCAUACAGGUAUGAUCUAUAUACGCCUUCCCAUUACUGGAGGAAAACAUUGGGUAAAGAAUUGUAAAGGAAAUUGUUUAUUGGCUUCCUUACAGAGUGAGUUUUCUGAUCAAAAUUGAAGUCAUCAUAUAGUUAUAUAAUCGGCUUAAAAGCUUAUCGAGUUAUUUUAAUGUUUAUUAUGCACUGCUUGACAUUUUAUCUGAAAAAUAUUUAUAUUGAAGUUAUUGAUUAUUGAAACUCAUUUAAAAUAUAUACGUAUUUUAUGAGCAAAAGCUUGGCCUAAUGGAUAAUCGGCUUUUUCUAAAUUGGAAAACAAAAUAAAAAAAAAAAUUAUAUGAAAAAUAUAAGUGAUAGUUGAUGAAAGUCUAAAAUCUUUUGUUAUUAAAUUCCAUAUAAACAAAAUUAGUCAUAGGGUAUUAUUAAGCAUGGAUGCUUAAUACUUGAUUGCAAUACAGGAUGUGAUAAUGAGCUUAAAGUAGUAGGAGGGGAGGUAAGUAAAAUGAAGAACCAUGAUAUCUGUUUGUCUGGACGCGGGCUCGACAAAACGAUACGAAUAUAUUGGCAUAAGUUGCCUUAAAAGAUUUAUAUGAAUGGACGAGGGAAUAAUAAAGAAUGAGAAUCAAAAUAAAGUGACAUAUACGAAUUAACAAGUGUAUACAUUUUUUUUUUUGACAUUCAUUGAUUAUGAAACUGUCUCUAUAAGGAAGCACUUCGAUUAGUAUGAGAUAUUAAUUAUCGAAUCAAACUUUGCGAAUUACUGAAUAUAAUAAAUUCAAAAGGAAAAAAAAAUCAUUGUUUUAUUGUUUUUACUUGAACCAAAAUGAGGCAGUCCACUGGUCUUCUACUUGGACGUAAAAAAUGUAACAAACUCGCCCUCGAUUGAGCCGUAUUAUUCAAUAUGCUUGAAAUUUCCAUCCAAAAAAGUUUACGUGAUUAACCAGAAAUUACCAUUUAAUAUUAGAUAUUGAUAUACAAUAUUCGCUCGAUUUUGAGCAACUUGGAAAGGAUUUUUUAUUUCUCUCCCACAUUGACGUGAUUAUUAUUACGAUUUACAAAACUACCCGUCCGUCGGAUCUGCUUUUAUGAAAAAUAUAAAAAUUCAAGAAAAAACACGGAAAAACCCACGUAUCUAGGCAGCAAUAAGACAGCAUGAAAACCAAAAGACGUCAAACGGAAACAAAUAAAAACAAUUCAAUUUUUGUACUUGUUCUUUGGGCAGAGAUAAUUACUGUAGUGAUGGAAUUGUAGACAACCAUUUGAGAAGAAAAAAAACAUUCGUAGACGAGAGGCAUAAAUUAGCGUUGAACUUGGUACGGCAUUUGAGGGAAUAAAACUUAUGAAAGACAUUUAAAUACUUCUGAUAUCAAUGAAUAAUUAUUUAAUAAUAAUAAUAACUAUCGUACUGGUUUGAAGAGUAUCGAAAUAGGAUAUAUAGACAUCAGGAUAAUUGAAUUAUCAAAAAUUCCGAUGAAUUUUGUUAAUACAAUUAUUGUGAUGAUUCACCCUACGAAUGUGAUGGAAAAUGCUUUUUAUAUAUUGCAUAUAUUGAAUGCAAACUAUUACUGGAAAUGAUGGGAAAAUACGAAAUAAUAAAGAAAAGGCGAUGCCAGAUAAAUACAUUUAUCCAUUGUUUAUAAAAAAUAAUUAAAUAACGACCAGCUACCUAGGUAGGAUGUUAAAAUUAUAAAAUUAAUAAGACCGAUGAUAAGAUGAAAAUGAAACUAUUAAUCAUAAAAUGAAGUUUGAUGAUGAGUUAUUGAUGUAGUGACUCGAGCUUUCACAGAAAAUCAU